Molecule: messenger RNA, 3820 nt
Organism: Saccoglossus kowalevskii
Lineage: Eukaryota; Metazoa; Hemichordata; Enteropneusta; Harrimaniidae
Product: NACHT domain- and WD repeat-containing protein 1-like
Molecular function (GO): ATP hydrolysis activity; protein binding
Source: RefSeq, a predicted model, not a curated record
AUGGCAGCGCAUUCAACGCGUGACUGGCUAUCCAACGACACAGUGGUAGUACUCCGAUUUAUCGGAACGACGCCGUUUAGUACGACAUUAAGACCUUUGCUCUAUAGUAUAUCCAGCCAAAUAACGCAGGUGUACGGAGAUGAGACGCCAGUGUCAGAGGAUUUGAGAGAUCUUACAAAGGACCUGAAACAACGAUUAGAGAAUGCCACGCCACAGAUGCCACUCGUAUUGUUUUUGGAUUCACUCGACCAAUUCGAUUCGGAUGACGGUGCACACCAGUUGCUAUGGCUACCAACCACAUUACCUGACAAUGUGCGACUCGUAGUGUCGACGCUAGUGGACGAUAAAUACGAAUGCUAUCCGACACUGAAGGCUAACUUAUGGAAUGAUGAUAUUUUUCUCGAAGUUCCCAAGAUGAAGAAUGAUGACGUGAAAGUGAUACUUACCAAAUGGCUGUCCAGCAGAAAUCGAACUUUAACAGAAGCACAAACGAACGUUCUGAUUGGUGCUUUCCAAAAAUGUCCACUUCCGUUGUUUUUGAAGAUAUCAUUUGACGUUGCCUGCCAAUGGGCCUCAUACACGAAUCCUCAACAAACUAUCAUAUACCAAGCUAUUUACAGGGAGGCAACGAACGAGAGUGACUCCCCGGUUAGACGAGUGAUAUCAGCUUUGUUUGAAACCGUUGAACGAAGUCACGGCGAAAUGCUCGUUAGUCGUGCAUUGUCUUAUAUCACUGCAGGUCGCAGUGGCUUAACUGAGAAUGAACUUGAAGAUGUCUUGUCAUGUGACGACGAUGUAUUGAACGAUGUUUUUCAGUACUGGACUCCUCCCAUUCGGCGCCUUCCGCCGUUGCUAUGGAUUCGUGUUCGGGCAGACCUUGCGCCUUAUUUUGUUGAAAGAGGUGCUGACGGGGCCCGUGUUCUGUAUUGGUACCACAGGCAGUUCACAGAAGCAGCCAGGGAUCGGUAUCUCCGGGAUCACCACCCAAAAUCUUUAAUUCAUGCAAAUCUGUCGGAUUACUUUAUGGGGGCAUGGGCGAACGGCAAUAAAAAACCAUAUAAAACGAGGGAUGGGACAACUGGAGAAAAAGAUCGUCUAGUGGCAGCACAGCCACUCGUGUUUGAUGAACACACAUACAACAUACGUAAAAUGAACGAAUUGCCAUUCCACCUGAUACGAAGCAACCAACAAGACAAGCUAGAAACUCAGGUUUUGUGUAAUUUCACCUGGCUACUGACAAAGAUGACAGCAACAUCCGUCAGACGGGUUAUUGACGAUUUUAAAUUCGCCCGCUCGAUUUAUCCAGGAAACGAGAAAAUCAACACAGUUGCAGAAUUGUUACAACUAGCGCAUCAUGCAUUGGAGAAAAACCCCGACCAGCUCGCGUCUCAGAUUGUGGGCAGGAUAUCGUCGUUUGAUGGCUUGGAGGAUUUGCUUAACAACGCUCGUAAUCCACAUAAACCGUGCCUUUUACCGACGACAGCAUUCUUGACACGACCCGGAGGAAUGUUGGUUCACUCGUUAGCUGGCCAUACUCAUCGAAUAUAUGCGCUUGACAUAGCUGAAAGCGGUAAAUAUGCAUUGACGGGAUCAUUCGACGCGACUGUGAAGCUGUGGGACAUCGAGGAAGGCGUAUUGUUAAAGAACAUGGAAAACGUUGGCGAAACUAUACAGACGAUACGAUUUUGCAAACACGACGACAUGUUCGUGUUAUCAGCGUUAGAUUUCGGCCAAAGUUACGUCAAGGUGUUUAAGACAGAAACAAUGACAUUGUUGAAAUCUUUUGAAACAACAUCGGGCUACCCAACUGCCUUUGCCAUUGCCAAGGGUGGAAGUCAUCUCAUCAUUCCAGAACAAUGCGAAUUGGAGGUGAUCGACUUGAACACGUUGACGAUUAGUCAAAAGAUUGUCGACGAAUUCUUGAAUGCAAUGGGGGCCUCUGCAACAGUUGAAGCUCGUGGUGACAUUGUGGCUUAUUUCUUAACGCAAGAUUUCGAUCGAAAACAUGUCCGUGUCGCUGAUUUAUCGAAACCGGAUUUACCCAAGACAACAGUGGAGGUGAUCUUUGAAGAAAAGUAUGACAAAAGAUACAGCGCCACUAUCGGUGGCAUCGCGUUGAUUCCAAACAAACUGGUUGUUUGUAAUCAGACUAGAUCAAUUUUUCAUAUUUACUCUAAUUACGGAGAGACGCUGACCAAAGUAAUAGUAGACCUAGACGGGAUAACGGGAGCGCACGGUGCAGCGGCUAGUUUCUGCACAACGUUCGAUGGACGAUACAUUCUUGUAACCCGUUUUGAUAAAGUUGUUGUCUGGGACCUCGAGAAAGAGACCAAAGCUGUUAUGCUGGAGCAUCCUUACUUUAUUUACCGUAUUGCAAGCAGAGACAUGUCCCGAGUUGUCAGCACAUCCCCGGAUAAGCUGGUACGUGUUUGGGAUAUCACCCGCGGGAAAAUGGCUGUUCACGUCACCCACCAGGAACCGCGAUGCAUGGGUGAAGCACCGGAGGAAAUCAGGCAACUUCUAUGUCCAGCAGGAUACGACCAGCUAGUUACUAUGUCGGUAGGCAGUAUGGUAAACGGCCGAAGUAUUGUAACGUUAUGGGACUUGGGCACAUCGCGUCCGUUAUCCAAACUCAAAGCGGUUUCUAGCAAGCCCGUAUUUUGGAAAAUGUUAAAUGCAUCGACAGCUAUUGCCAGUGUUGAUAAGACUCUGAAACUCGUGAACGUCUUGAAAGGAUGCAUUAUUUUAACAUUUCAGGGGAAAAUACCAAAUCACACAACUUGGUUAGCCGUAAUCGAAGAUAAUCGCAAGUUAAUGACACUAUCAGAAGAUCAGACACUGGUAAACAUAUAUGACAUGUCCGAUGGUACAAUCUGUGAUGUGUUGACACAUGCUAAUAGUGCUGUCAUCUCUGAUUUCCGUGUCAAUGACAAUGGCGAUGGUAAUAUCCUAGUAACUCAGCUCAGAAGCCAAUACGAUUGUGUUCAUAUAUGGGACCUGGAAACGAGGCAGAUACGUCACUCGAUUAGAAUAGAUAAUAAGUUGGGCAAAGUUGCUCUGGAUAACUCCGCAAUUUCAUCGGAUGGCAUGUACCUGUCACUUAUUACCUACGGGAAAUCUAGGAAGAAAGGACUGUUGGUAUGGAACUUGAAAACGGGUAAACAAGUUUAUCACCAUCGAAAAGAUGAUACGUCUGUUCUGGACAUUGUUGCUGUCGAAAACGGAAAAUUAGUUGUGCAAUACAGUGAUAAAAGUAUCUGUUUACUCAACUUAUCCACAGGUUCACUAGUGACAGAACUUCGUGGUCACUACGAGUUCAUCAGUCAGUUUGAAGUGACCAAAGACAACAGGCGAAUUAUGGCUUUCUCAGACCGAGAGCGCAAACUUGCUGUAUGGUCCUGUGACGACGGCACUUGUUUGGGAAGUUUCACAUUAGAAAAGAAAUCAAAAGUCCAACUCGCCUGUGAAGGGCAGAUUAUUGUGGUUCUAGACGUCUAUGGUCUUACUCCGCCCAUACUACUUCGAGUUCAUGGACAGGGAUAUACGCCGUUUCCUUUACCGGAUGAAAACACAGAUGCCGAUAACGAAGAAGUAGACGUUACAAUGACGCUCCAAGAAAAAGUAACUGUGUUAAAACUAUGGGAAGAGUGCGCUGAAUGAAAUGUCGAAUUUCAUUAGUGGUCAAUACAUGGGAAAAAACAACAACUCGCGCUUACUGGGAGUUUAACCUAGAUAUUUGUAAUUAUAGAAGUGUAUGUAUGUUGAGGGAUAUUUUUAUAAGAGUAAUAAAAAAGUACAAAGACGCACUUUUGAUCCCAAA